Molecule: messenger RNA, 3408 nt
Organism: Pimephales promelas (fathead minnow)
Lineage: Eukaryota; Metazoa; Chordata; Actinopteri; Cypriniformes; Leuciscidae
Product: zinc finger FYVE domain-containing protein 1
Biological process (GO): lipid droplet formation
Cellular component (GO): lipid droplet
Molecular function (GO): 1-phosphatidylinositol binding; phosphatidylinositol-3,4,5-trisphosphate binding; metal ion binding
Source: RefSeq, a predicted model, not a curated record
GUCAGCUAGAUAUCCAAGUAAAUAGUCUUGGGACAGUUGUAGUCUAAAGCUUUCCGGGAUUUGGGAUGGUUUUAAAUCUUUCACUAUGUCUGAAAUGCUACUGAAAGGUAUGGAUGAGAUUAGUCUUGGGCCUGGGCCUGGUAAGAUGGAAGAGGAGAAAGAAAAUGGACGGAGUUUUCUCCUGGUUGACGAAAACGAAAGCUUGCAGGUGAAGAACGAAGGUGAUUUUCUGCAGAAGUUGGGCUGCAGUGCUGCUCAAGGAGUUAAAGUGCUUUCCAUCUUUGGCAACACAGGCGACGGCAAGUCCCACACUCUCAAUCACGUGCUUUUCGAUGGCGAGGAGGUAUUUGCCACGUCUCCUUCUCCAUCCUCAUGCACGGUGGGCGUUUGGGCGGCUUACGAUCCGCUCCUGAGCUUGAUCGUGCUGGAUACAGAGGGCCUGCUUGGUGCCGCCAGUCAGCAGAACCGGCGGAUGCGUUUGCUGCUGAAGGUUCUGGCCGUAUCAGACGUGGCUGUUUACCGCACACGGGCCGAGAGGCUGCACAACGACAUGUUUCAGUUCCUCGGCAGUGCGUCGGCCGCUUACCUGAAGCACUUUACACCUGAGCUCCGCACUCUGUCUAAUCGCUGCGGGCUGGACGUGCCUCUCUCCAGCCUGGGUCCUGCCGUUAUAGUUUUCCAGGAGACUUCUCGCACUCAGCUGCUAGGCCAGGAUGUGUCUGUCCUGGGGCAAGCAGACACGCUGCUGCAAAAGCGCUUCCAUGAGUUGAAGGAGAGCACAGACGCCUUCAGCUCCGUUCAGUACGUGGGCACCCAAACCAUCACUCCCCCCACAGACUACUCACAGUUACUGCAGAUAGUCAAUCAGCAAGUGAAGAACACAUCCCAGCGAGCCCCGCGCCAGCCUGCCAUUGUGUUCAGUGCAUUACAGGCCUUGAGUGACAGGUUCUGUGGUGAGAUCUCCGAUGACAAAAUCAGCAUAUACUCCUUCUUUCCUGAUGAAUAUUUCACUUGCCCAUCAGUGUGUCUCAGCUGCAACGUUCGGUGUAAAAAUGGCAUGAACCACCAGAAAGAUGCGGUCCCACACAUGGCUGAUGGAUUAUGUCAGUAUGCCCACCAAUACAACAAUAAAGUUCUCAUCUGCAAGAGGUGCUAUGAAAGCGGAAAGGAAGUGAUUGUCAUACCCAAAACAACUGCCUCUACAGAUAACCAAUGGCUUGGUCUGGCCAAGUAUGCAUGGUCAGGCUAUGUUUUAGAGUGUGCCAGCUGUGGCAUCAUCUACCGGAGUCGGCAGUACUGGAUGGGCAACCAGGAUCCAGAGAGCGGUGUUGUGCGGCCAGAGGUCAAGCAUGUCUGGCAGGGGACCGAUGCCUUCCAGACAGACCAUCAGAAUGCAGCUCAGCGGGUUUUGGAUGGAAUGAAUUACAUAAUCCAGUCAGUGUCAGAAUAUAGCUCAGGCCCAACCAAAGCUGUCACUGCCUGGCUCACAGACCAAGUGGCUCCGCCCUACUGGAAACCCAAUGCUGAAAUCAGUGAAUGUCAUGGUUGUAAGAGAGCGUUUGAGGAGGCGGAGAGGAAACACCACUGUCGGGCAUGUGGGGAGGGUUUCUGUCAGGCCUGCUCUACUCACAGCAUGCCUGUCCCUGAGAGAGGCUGGGGCGGCACCCCUGUACGAGUGUGUGACGCCUGUUACCGGCAAGGAGGACCGCAGAACACUGGACAGGUGGCCAGUACAGAACCCCGGAUACUGGUUGCCCGCAGAGUGACAGAAGUAGCUCAGUCCACUCUCGACAUGGUCUCCACCGCUGUGGACUACCCUCUCUGUUUUGUAAAGGGAGUUGCGAGACCAGACUAUUGGAUCCCGGAUCAUGAGAUCACCCAGUGCCACUGCUGUGCUAAGCCCUUCAUCCCCAGCAUGUCCAAGCACCACUGCAGGGCAUGCGGGCAGGGAGUGUGCGGGAACUGCUCCAGUAGGACCAGGCCAGUGCCCUCUCGUGGCUGGGACCACCCAGUGCGAGUGUGUGACGGCUGCGCUGACCGCAGGGAUUCCCUGUGACCUUGCUGUGCCUCUGUAGUGCUACUCUAAUACUCCCAGCAUCUCUUGGUGCCCAGAAACCAGGUUGUAGGCAGUUUUUCAAGCCUUCAUGGAUGGGGGAAAUAAGAAACUCACUGCAGUUCUUCAUUGACAAACACUCAGGCUCUAUAAAGCAUUAGCUGCUGAAAUAGAGAGUGAUGAUGUCUGGGUUCAAUUUAAAAGAGUUAACUAAGAAAUUGCAUAAUGAAAAUAAUUUGUAGAAAUAUCAAGGUUUAUUAUAGGACAGUUAAGCUUAUUUUAUACACAAAUGCUCAUUACUGUAAUACAGUUGUGAAAAUCACACACACUCAAACAUAUUAUAUAAAGAAAUGCCUUUUAUUAUUUUGCCUAGGGUGAAUAAGCAUCUCAGAAAUUUCUUAAUUUUUUUUUUUUUUUGUAAGAUUUGCAUCAGAAAUUAAAAAGAUGAAAAAUACAUUUUAAUGGAUUUUGAUAGAUUCUAUAGUGCUGGCACUGAAAACAAAUCGCCCUCUAAAAGUGCAUUUCUAUGUUUAACGUCUCAUCAUUUCUGUCCCAAAGAUAAGACGGCGAGAGCAGUAAAUAUUAACAUAUAUUAUGUUUAGUAAAUUAUCGUUUGAGAUACGUAGGAGGUGUUACACUAAUACAGAAGCGUUUGAAUAUCAUAUAGCAGCCUUUUAUUGGUAGAGUUUUAUACUUUAUUCCUGGAACAGAGCAAGAGUAGCCUAGAAUUCACAUUCCAGUCAAGACAAUGCAAUGAAUCCUGUGAACUCGUAUCUCAUUGAAUUUUUUUUUAUCAAUAUAGUUCUUUACUAAUUUUUCUGAAAUAUAACGACUGCACUUUAUCUCAUUUUUACUAUCAAAUUUCUUAAGUUGAGAGCCAUAUAAUAUAAUACAUAAGAUACAAACUGUACAUAUAUGAUGAAAGUGGAAUUAUUCAGCAGCCAGUAGCAUUUGCAGUGCCUAAUGGAUCUUGACAACUAUACUUGCAAUGCAUAUAAACAGUACUAUAACAGGAUGGUUGUGUAUGACAUUUAAUGCAGGCUUACACUAAACUGAAUGUUGAGUGGUUUCCUAACAUGUACAGCUCAUAAAAUGGCUUAUUUAAGGCACUUUUUGAUUUGAGAGAAUCCAUGUGGAAUUUUUUAACUAUGUUUUUUUGUUUUACAAUUCUGCUUCUACUCUGUAUUUUUAUCUGGAAUAGAACAUUGUAGUCUUCUAUGAAGGGAUUUAACCAAAGCAAUGGUUUUAAUUGCACAUUAAAACCACCUGCAUUUGACAAUCCUGCAAACUAUGUUUUGAUUGGCCGAUACUGUUUUUCAGGCUUCUACUCAGAACAUUAAAGCUAUUUGAAAGCA